This is a messenger RNA of Thecamonas trahens ATCC 50062, 1218 nucleotides long. Its product is annotated as galactan galactosyltransferase 1. The coding region runs from base 48 to 1181 and encodes 377 amino acids. Gene Ontology annotation, biological process: carbohydrate metabolic process. The record is from RefSeq and is a predicted model, not a curated record. Gene Ontology annotation, molecular function: hydrolase activity, hydrolyzing O-glycosyl compounds. The transcript has 2 exons. NCBI's taxonomy places the organism in Eukaryota, Apusomonadida, Apusomonadidae.
CGGUGGUGGUGGAGGGUUACAACAACGGUCUUGGUGCCACGCCGCCCAUGGGAUGGUCAACAUGGUGCACGGAUGAUCCGUUCUGUGCCUUUGAUACCUGCGACGAAGUGGAGGUGCGGUCGAUUGCUGAUGCUCUAGUCGACUCGGGUCUCUCCAAGCUUGGCUACACUACCAUUUUGCUCGACGACUGCUGGGCUGACUUCAACCGGACGGCUGAAGGCAAGCUCCAGCCGCUGCCCAAGACCUUUCCGUCCGGUAUUCCGGCUCUGGUUCGCUACCUCGGUGAUCGCGGGCUGGGACUUGGCCUUUACACCGAUGUGGGAACGACGACAUGCCGCAAGGGCCGGCCCGGAUCGUACGGGCACUACGAAACUGAUGCAGCGACGUUUGCAGAGUGGGGUCUCUCGUACGUCAAGAUCGACAACUGCGCACGGCCGGGCGGGAAGACCGAGGUCGAGCUGUACUCGGCGUUUUCUGCGGCGCUCAACGCAACGGGCCACCCGAUGUACAUCGGGAUGUGCGAGUGGGGCGACAACCACCCGGAGGAGUGGGCACCGGCGAUUGUGCAGGGCUACCGGGUGCAGCAAGACCAUCUCCCGUUUGCCAAGUUUCCGCCGCUCGCCGCCGGAGCCGGGCUCGGGCAAGGCGUGGUCGACGUCAUCGAAUACAUGGCGUACCUACAGCCGUCGCGGCAUGUGGCGCCGUACGCGUGGAUGGAUCCGGACUUUCUCAUGACCAUGUACGAGCCGACAAUGCCACGUGGAGUGUCGCGGAUGGAGUUCUCCAUGUGGGCCAUGUGGAGUGCGCCGCUCAUUACCGCCACCGACGUCCGGCACAUGUCGCACGACAAGCGCGAGAUCCUGACGAACACCGAGGUCCUUGCCAUCCAUUCGGACCCGCUCUGGCAUGCCGCUGAUCUGGUGGCCAACGUCUCGGGCGGGCAUGUGUGGGCGCGGCCGCUCGCAGACGGCGACAUCGCCGUUGCACUCCUCAACUUUCACGACUUUCUCCCGCGCAUCCUCAAGUUUGACUUUGCCGCCGUCGGCUGGCCGGCCGGUCAAUCCGCAGAGCUCCGCGAUCUCUGGGCCCACGCCUCGCUCGGCGUGCAUUCAACCGGCUACGCCCAUACCGUUGGCCCGCUCGAUCUGCUGCUGGUGCGAAUGAGCAAGGCGCAGAGGUGAACAGACUUGAUGCUUACACUACAUACUGACGUUGGAA